AUGGCGCUUAUCUAUGAUAACCUUCAGAUGUCUGACUCCUCGAGCUCAGAAGAUGAGGUGCCCUCAAAGGAGACGAGGAAAGGCCUAGUAACCGAGAACCUGACGAAGAUCUCAUCGUCAACUUCAGUUGGCAUUGUCGACGGCGAAGACGAAAAUGGACAACCGAUAACUUUCAAAGAAUUGGGGGUAUGUGAACCGCUGUGUGAGGCAUGCGAUCGACUCGAUUGGAAAGUUCCAACGAAAAUCCAAAGUGCUGCUCUCAUCCAUGCACUGAAAGGACGAGAUGUAAUUGGUCUAGCUGAGACAGGAUCCGGAAAGACUGCCGCUUUUGCAAUACCAAUCCUGCAAUCCUUACUUGAAGCUCCACAAAAGCUUUUUGCACUUGUUCUCACACCUACAAGAGAGUUAGCAUUUCAAAUUGCCCAGCAGUUUGAGGCAUUGGGCGCUGGAAUUGGCUUGAUCGUGGCGGUCAUUGUUGGCGGUGUGGAUAUGACAACACAGGCGCUUGCUUUAGCGAAGCGGCCACAUAUAAUUGUUGCAACACCAGGCCGAUUGGUCGAUCAUCUAGAAAACACCAAAGGCUUCAAUCUUCGUGCAUUGAAAUAUCUGGUCAUGGACGAAGCUGAUAGGAUCCUGAAUAUGGACUUCGAAGUCGAACUGGAUAAGAUUUUGCGAGUGAUACCGAAACAGCGUCGAACAUACCUAUUUUCCGCCACUAUGACCAAAAAGGUAGCGAAACUCGAAAGAGCCUCACUGAAGGAUCCUGCUCGUGUUGAAGUCUCCACUAAAUACAAGACUGUGGAUAAACUAGUACAGCACUAUCUUUUCAUACCACACAAAUACAAGGAAGCAUACUUGGUUUACCUUCUCAAUGAACUUGCUGGAAAUACCGCUAUUGUGUUCUGUGCUACUUGCAAUAGCGCUAUGCAUACUGCCAUGCUGUUGAGGCAAUUAGGGAUGCAAGCCAUACCUUUGCAUGGUCAGAUGGGGCAGGAGAAACGAUUAGGACUCGACAUCCCACAUGUUGAUCUGGUUGUUAAUUAUGAUAUCCCAUCCCAGUCGAAGGAUUAUGUCCACAGGGUAGGGCGGACUGCUCGUGCAGGAAGAGCGGGUCUUGCUGUAACUUUUGUUACUCAGUAUGAUGUCGAAGUUUACCAGAAAAUAGAAGCACACAUAGGUAAAAAGCUGGCAGAGUACCCAUGCGUUGAAAAAGAUGUUAUGUUGUUAUUGGAGAGAACCCAAGAGGCUAGCGAAAUGGCUGAUAAGGAACUGAAGGAGAUUACAGAUAAAAAGAAAAGGAAAGGGAAGCGGGACAGGGGUCAUAUUGAUGACUCCGAAGAGUUACCUACGAAGUUCAAGAAAACGCUAAAGAAAGGAAAGAUCCUUAAAGUGAAUAUACGGAAAGGACCGAAGUUCCGGUAGAAUUCGAAUUGUCUUGUCAUUUUUGUUGUCGUUCAUGGUCACGUACCUAGCGAACGCCACUUCAUUGUCUGUUGAAUAAGUUUGUUGUCUUGGUGCAUGAAGAUGCAGAGGCUCAGUCGUCAAAUGUCAUUGAUGUGCUCGUGUAAAAAUCAUCGUCAACA
Messenger RNA from Cylicocyclus nassatus, 1583 nucleotides. The record is from the annotation of a GenBank genome assembly. Lineage: Eukaryota; Metazoa; Nematoda; Chromadorea; Rhabditida; Strongylidae.